AUGAGCACCACGAUAGAUGUUGUUCACAUUUCCACUAGAAAUGGAACUUCUCCCAGCCACAAAAAGCACGAAAAAUCCUCUUUACGUUUUAAUGUGUUUUCUUCUAUAGACCAAAAGUAUGAGCAUCACUUGAAAAAUCUCAUUCACAGUUUCAAGGUUGGACUUGCAUUGGUGUUGGUUUCACUUCUUUAUAUCCUUGAUCCACUCUUUGAGCAAGUUGGCGAAAAUGCAAUGUGGGCUAUUAUGACUAUUGAGGUUAUCUUCGAGUUCUUUGCAGGUGCCACAUUAAGCAAAGGGCUACUUCGUGGAAUUGGAACUGUACUUGGAGGUGGACUCGGGUGUUUGGCAACAAUAUUGACAAACAAUUUAGGAAAGAUUGAAAAUACAAUAGUUGUUGGGAUUUUAAUAUUUACUUUUGGUUCCAUGGCAACAUUCUGUCGUUUUACUCCAAGUAUAAACAAGAAGUACGAUUAUGGAGUUGUAAACUUCAUUCUUACCUUUAACCUGGUAGCAGCAUCCGGUUUACAUGCUCAUGAAAUAAUGGAACUUGCCCAUAAACGUCUUUCUGCGGUUGGCAUGGGCUUUUCUGUCUGCAUAUUCAUCAGCUUACUCAUCUUUCCCAUGUGGGCUAGCGAUGAACUUCAUCAGUUGACCUCCUCCAGAUUUGAUGAACUAGCUUCUUGCAUCGAGGAAUGCAUGGAAGCAUACUUCUGCAUAGUCGGUCAAAAGGAAAGUCGGCCAAUCCUUCAUGUCAGCAGUUGCAAGUCAGUGUUGUACUCAAAGUCGAGUGACGAAUCAUUGGUGAACUUUGCAAGGUGGGAACCCUGCUGGGGAAAUUUUGGAUUUUGCAAUCCUUGGGAGAAACAUCAGAAGAUAGCAGACUUGUUAAGGGGGCUCGCUUCUAUUAUUCUGUCGAUGCAACAAUGUCUUGAAUCUCCAUUACAGCCCUCAACAAUACUGCGAGAAGGAAUCAAAGAGCCGUGCCAAAAUGUUGGGUUGUCACUUGGACUUAUAAUACAUAAGCUAGGAGAAAGCGUAAGGACAAAGAAAAGAAACUUGGAUAAGGACCUUGUAGCGCCAGAAUUACAAGCCAUUAAGCUAAAGUUAAUGCUACUUUCGACUUCAACGCUACAAACUAUCGAAAAUAUUGAAGAUCUUGCUAUAGCAAACUUCUUGUUUCUACUACUGGAGAUAGUUGAUAAAGUGGAAGUCAUAGCUAAAGAAGUCGAAAAACUUGAAAGUGGAUGCUUGAUUUCAAUCUGA
Molecule: messenger RNA, 1263 nt
Organism: Erigeron canadensis
Lineage: Eukaryota; Viridiplantae; Streptophyta; Magnoliopsida; Asterales; Asteraceae
Product: aluminum-activated malate transporter 2-like
Exons: 6
Coding region: 1-1263 (420 amino acids)
Biological process (GO): malate transport
Cellular component (GO): plant-type vacuole membrane
Source: RefSeq, a predicted model, not a curated record